This is a messenger RNA of Linum trigynum, 6176 nucleotides long. Lineage: Eukaryota; Viridiplantae; Streptophyta; Magnoliopsida; Malpighiales; Linaceae. The record is from the annotation of a GenBank genome assembly.
UACAAAACGGUCACAAUCCUUUAAUUUUGCACGUUUUGGUAAAAUAAGUUUGAGUGAAUAACGAAUUGGUCAAUCCGUCCACUUCCGUCCAAAACUCCGUUAUCUUUUGCCCAAUCAGCAUGACAUGUCAUUAAAAUAUUAAUAAAAAAAUAAGUUAAUCAUCCUAAUUAACACCACACAACCCAACCGGCCGUACCCAAAGUCUUCCCUUUUCCUUCAUCUUCUACUUUGAUAUUCUCCACCGCCCUGUAAAUCGCCAUUGCUGAUGACGAAUCCAGCGACAACGACCGCCUCAACCCCUGCAAAUCCCCUGCCCCUUCUCUCCCUCGUUCGAACACAUCGCUUGGAACCCACGAAAGACUGCUCCUUAAUAAUACCAUCAAUCUCUUUGAAUGAUCUGAAAGGUCCGGUUCAUUGCUACUAUUGUCACCACUCACCACUACCAAGACUCACUUCACCCUCUCGCUCCUCCUCCGGUGCAGUCAUUAGAGUUGUAGGUUCCAAAUUCUCUACUGUAGAAUUUUCCCCAGAAUUGAGAUUCAUCGAUGACCCUACAACAACAGCUUGAACAGCAACAGCUCUGGAAUUCGCAUCGACGGCAACGAUGGGGCGUGGCAGAGUGGGCAAUUUUUGUGAGAUCUAAGCCAAGUAUCGACGCAAGGGAUGUGGAAAGCGUGGCUACACUUGGGCAACAACCUCAAGCUUUCGCCUUCUUCAAACUCGCUCAGGCAAACAGAGCAGUCUGUAUUGGAACAUCGCGAUUGAUUCGAUUUUCGAGUGUUCCACGGUGUGGAUGUACCAAAUCGGCUGAUCAAUCACAGGGCCAUGAUCUUCCGCGAUGAAAUCGUCCUGUGUAGCAAAACAGUCGACGGAUCCCGCCGCCGCCAACUGAAGCUCAAAUUCCUACGCUGCCGCCUCGGUCUCCAUAUUCGAAGAACUAAACAGAAGAUUCCUAUAAGCAGAACAAAGCCGAUCAUCGCCCCCGCGACGGUCAUGCUCGUGACCAGCAGAUUCUUCCGGUUGAAGUGCCCUCCGGUCGGAAUCAGGGAGGGAGCGACGGGGAACUUGGUGGGCGGCGCGAAAGAGGCGGCAGAAAGAUUAAGGUAGAAGUUGUCAUCGUUAUCUUCUGGUCCGAUCGCCACUCUCUCCCGCAAGUAGCUGACUUUCUCCAAUUCGAGGGGGGGGGGGUAUUAUGAUACGGCCGGUUGGGUUGUGCGGGUCAAUUGGGUGAUGAACUAAUUUUUUAUUAUUAAUAUUUUCAAUGACAUGUCAUAGUGACUGGGCAAUGGAUAACGGAGUUUUGGACGGAUUGACCAAUUCGUUAUUCACUCAAACUUAUUUUACCAAAACGUGCAAAAUUAAAGAAUUGUUACCGUUUUGUACAAAUUGAAUAAGUUUAUUACCAUUUAUGAUAAUUACCCGCCAACUUAUAGACUAUAGUUUGUUUGAUGAGAUUUUAGCAUUGUUAUAAGCACCGAAUUAGUGGUUGGGCAGCCGAAACCGUCAAAUUAUGAUAGCAGUUUGGUUUAUUGAUUCAACUAUUAUUAAUUGACUAAGCGGUUUAUCACGGUUUAACAUAAACUAAGACCAUCAAACCAGAAUUAUUAAUUUUAUUUUUGCUUCCUCUUCUCAUUUUUCAACCUUGUUGUCGUAUUUACGUGGUCAACUACUGACUAGCACCGUAAUUUUUAACUAUCAACGGUUCACCAAGGAUUUUGUAACGGUUAACCACUGAACUCUAAACCAUUAACUUUUCCGGUUCAACAUUCGACUCGGUUCUAAAAACAGAGGAUUUUAGGUAUGUUUUAGAAAUUUUGCCUUCUUUUUCGUCUUUUUAUGCCAUUUUUUAAGUGAUUAGCUGUGUUUUUUGGAUGUGUGUUUAUGGUAUGCUUCAUGAUAGUUUUGAUAAUGAUAAUAUCUAAAAUAAAUUAGUAACGCCACACGCAUGUUUCCUCUAUAAUUUUUGAAAAUGACAAAUGUUUUCAUCCGUUUACAAAUUCGCAUUAAUUGUGAAACCAUUAGAAAUAAAACAAUUUAUCAAAACUAAAUGUUCAUGUUAGCUAGAGCUAUUGUUAGCAUCACACUAUCAAAUUAGAUGUUAGCACUAGCACUUUAACAUUUGCUCUGCACUAUGAUGGUGGUAAAAAGUGAUAUAUUUGUUUUUGAAAAUUUUCCCAUAAAUUUGUAUAUGACAAUAAAUCAUGGUAAACUUGUUCCUUCUUUACAAAAAAAUUCAAAUUUGAGUUAAAAACAAAAGUGAUUCAUAGUGACACCAGUUCGUAACAUAGAGGUAUGAAAAAAAUUCUUGAAAUAUAUUUAAAAUAUAUAUCGUUUGGUAGAUCACAAACUCAUCGCAUGAGUGUAAAAAAUCUAAAAUUCGAGUUAAAACAAACAAAAUAUAAACCGAUUAAAAAAGUAAGAAAAUUCUCACGUUGCUUUGAGGUGGUGGAAGUAUGUUGAAACUAGAAGGAGUUAUAGCCUCCAACUCCUGAAAUAUAUGUAAAAUUACAUAUAAAAUUCUUAACAAAUAUUGAAAAUAGAGUUGUCAUUAAAGUCUUAGCCCCUCCUCAAUUGAACUGUUCAAUCUGAGCCUAAUAAUUUUACAAAAUCAAUGAAUAAGGAUUAUUGUGCCGAAUUGUGUGUUACUUUAUGUCUUUCGUUCGGAUAAUUGCAACAUUUUAACUUAAAACCAUCCCAGGCGAUUCAACUUGUAAACCUUAUUUAUUUUCAUUUUUCAAAUUUAUGUUUACCUAAUGAACUAUGAUUUUUGUGUUAAGUUUUUAGAGAUCAUGAUUGAACAAACUCUAUCACUAAUAGAUUUUAAUGUCUAUUGAUUCAGGAUUUGCUUGAUGCAUCUUAACUAAUUGUAUUCACCACCACUAUUAAGAGUGAGUUGCUUGGAUGUAUUUGUACAAGAUGUUAUUAAUCUAAGUUGUAUCAUAUUAUAUCAUAUUAUAAUUUUAUGUUUCGUGUGAAAUAAUAUUGUAAAUCACAAGUUUAAAUUUUUAUUCGGUCCAUUCGUGUCGGAGUCCGAUUGCGGGUUGUUGGGAGUAUUUGUGAAGUCAAUGUUGUUUAUCUCAAUGUUAUGUCAUUUAAAUUGCAUCUCAUUGUAUGAGUUAUAAUGAUAAGAGUAGUAGUUUAACUUUGAUUUAAGUAUAAUAUAUCAUUUACUAAUGCAUUUUUAUUAAUUUUUUUUUCUUAAACACUCCCAAGUACUUUGAAAAAAUUUGCACAUAUGUCCUACUAUUAAAAUUUCCAAAUAAACCCAUCAAACAUGAUCAAAUCGUGCUUUGAGCAAUAAACAUGUCCAAAAUACAUCUAAUAAUUUUACUUUAAUACAUUUUUUGAUCUCUUUCUGUAUAGACAAUACAGUGGCGGACGCAUGAAUUUUAUUUAGGAGUGUCCUCUUCCAAAAAUUAAAUUAAAAACCUUAAAUAAUAAAAUAUCUGACUAGUACAAGUUAUUACAAAAUACUACGACGUGUUUUCAUAUUCUGAAAAAUUGUAAAUACAUUCUAGGUCCACAGUACUCAACAAAUCUCUUUCAAUAUAUCCUACUAAACAAGCAUUUAUGAACCAAUAACAUAUUUUCUUUGGAAACUUGUACUUGAUGUAACCCAAAGAUGAAAAAUUCACUUUCAUUAUCUGUAAUAAUUUUCCCAAUUGUUUCACAUGACAUGGCAUGAGCAUUCUUUUUUGCAUCUCUGGAGAGAUAAAUUGGAGGUUUCUUGGAGCAUUCUUUCCAAUCAUACUUUGCACAUCUAAUGUUAGAGUAGUCAAAGAGUAAAGGAAAUAUCAUAUUGGUGCGAGAAGGAAAGUGCAAGUUGUUUUUAAGUUUUCUUUCCACUUUAGUUAUUGGAUAAAGUGGUUAGUUGGCUUUUGGAAAAAGUGUGGGCUAUUUAAUUUGACAUAUUAAACCGCACUACGCAUUUUGCACGUUUGCGCGACGCGUUCGGAUUUGAAUUUUUGGCUAAUUAAUUACCGAAAUUAUUUUAAUUAAUUAAUCCGGAUAAUUAUUUGAUUUUGAAUUUUGUGAAACGACGUCACCCUUCGGAAGGGAACUGCCGUUUUCACUAUAAAAAUUUCUGCAGCCGAACUUCUGUCAAAACGUUCAUCUUCUUCUCCUCGUUUUUCCUUCUCCAAAAACACAAACACAAAAGUCACGAAAGGUGCUGCUUUCUGACUUUGAUUGGAGGGACUCCUGGGGGUGGUUUGCCUAAAUCCUACUAGCAACAAAGUAGUGGGGGCAAAUAAACACUCUAAGGAGAGUGAUCUAAUCACGCCUUCAAUCGUUCUCUUCCAUACUGUUUCCCUGACAUCUUCUUUACCAAGAGCAUGAAAGUCUAACAGUUGAAGAAAGUUAUCUUUGUUGUUGAAGAUGCAUAUUCAUUAUCCAAUCGAAAUGACAAUCUAUUCACUACUAGUCACCAAAUGGAGGGGUAAAACUAGUAUUCCUCCAUUUUGUUGAGUGUCUUCCGAACAAUGGUUUGAUUGUGAUUGACAAUUUUUUAAUGUAAAUUUUAAUAGAAUGACAUGUUUGAUUUCUUCCUAAAGUAUAGAGGUAAUUUUUAUAUGCAAAAUAGUUGAAGGAUAUGUUUAAUAAAAAUGUACACUAGAGAGGCAUAUUAUAUACCUAUAAACUUUUAAAUUUCUAUUCCGUGCAUUUGUGAUAUAGGAAUCCAUUAUAACUAUCCAAGUGCUAAAGCCUGGCUGUAUUUGUACAUUGAUUUAAUUUAUCUUGGUUUUCUGCUAUUUAAAUUUGGAUUUAUAAAAGUACUAGUUUAUAAUUUUUAUUCAAUGCAUCGAUCGAUGCUGCAAGUUGUGUUCAGAAAGUGAUAAAAGAUUAAUACUAAUCAAUUUGAUAGAAGGUGAAAAGGAUUUAUACAAAUCAUUUUGAUCAGCACUUCUACUAUGCUAUAAAGUAUUGGUGCUUUAAUGUACAACUUAAAGUUGUACCAUAACGUUAAAUGUAUAAUUUCAGGUUGUGCCAUAAAAGAAUUUGUGUUCUUAUGUUAUGGUACAACUUUAUAACUUAAACUUGUACCAUCAAAUGAAAGUACAAGUUUAAGUUGUACCAUAAAACAAUUUGAAAAAAGAGUAUAGGUACAAUAUGAAGUUGUACCAUAACGUUAAAGAUACAACUUCAAGUUGUACCAUAAAGGGAAAGACCUAUAGCACCAAUGCUAUAUAGUAUUGUAAAAUUCCUCCAUUUUAAUAGGGUGAGUUGACGAUUAAUGAUUUAGGAUUGAUGGAAAAUGAUAUGAAUGAUGUUGGGUAUAGGAAACUUUUGUUUUAGUUGUGUGGAUUUGAUGGUAUUUAGUGGGCUAGUGGCUGCUUUUACAAAUGUGAAGAUUCCCAUAUUGGAAUGACAAUGACUGAAUGUUACGUUCGCUUUACACUUAUUUAAUUUAAAUUUUCUGGAUUAAUGCGUGGAAAAAAUCCAAAAGUACCAUUGUUUAAAAAAAAAUUCAAAAAUACCACCCAACCCCAAAAAAUUCCAAAAAUACCAUCAUUUUUCAAAAACUGUCACCCCAUUUUGCGGUUUACACGAAAACCGUUUGUCGGGGGCGCGGUUUUCGUUUGCGUGCCUAGGGGGCGGUUAUAUAAAAAAAAAUUUGGACCAAACCGCUGGGUGGGGUGGCGGUUUGGCCCAAAACCGCCACCCCACCAGCGGUUUGGUCCAAAUUUUUUUUUCCGAUCAACUCCGAACUUCGGCCGAAACUUCAAACGAACGUAACUUUGCACUCGGGUAUCCGAUCGUAGCGAUUUUUUUUCAUUUCGCAUAACUUUUCAAGAUCUACAACUUUUACUAGGAUGAAAUUUUCAAAACAGGAACUAUUUGUGGAUAUACGGGAUCUUGGGAAUAACUUUACCUUUACUUUUCACAAAUCCAUGUACAUUUUGAAAUUAUAAUUAUAUUAAAAGUUGUAGAUCUUGAAAAGUUAUGUGGAAUCAAAAAAUAAUUCAUGACAUUCGGAUUUUGGAGCACAAAGUUAUGGUCGCCCAAAGUUUGACGAAAUAAAAAAAAAGGCUCGUUCGGGGUGACAAAUGACGUUUUUUCGAGACGAAAGCGGGACCCGACAGUUUGCGGCUUGCAAGAUCUCAAAAAGUUAUUCGGAUUCAAAAAAUGGAGGCCGCAAACUUUUUGAGAUCUUGUAAUAGAUGCCCUUAAAGUUU